UGCUGCCCCCCCUGGCUUGAAGUGGUUUCCAUCACAUCCAGGGUUUACAGUUUGGUUUGAUGGCUCUCAGCCCCCCCAUUGUACAGAUUGUUCCUGCACCCCUGGGGACAGUGGUUCCUGUAGUGUAGUUGGAGUGUGGCGAGAGGGGUUGAACCGAGCUGUCUGGCUCUCUGAAGGGUGGGCCGGGCUCUUUUUGGUCUGACAGCCAUGUCCACCUUCAGGCAGGAGAAUGUGGAGGACCAUUAUGAGAUGGGAGAAGAGCUGGGCAGCGGCCAGUUCGCCAUCGUGCGGAAGUGCCGGGAGAAGAAAAGCGGCCUGGAGUAUGCGGCCAAGUUCAUCAAGAAGCGGCGCCUGUCGUCCAGCCGGCGGGGCGUGAGCCGGGAGGAGAUCGAGAGGGAGGUGGACAUCCUGCGGGAGAUCCAGCACCCCAACAUCAUCACGCUCCACGACAUCUUUGAGAACAAGACGGACGUGGUGCUGAUCCUGGAGCUGGUCUCGGGGGGCGAGCUCUUUGACUUCCUGGCCGAGAAGGAGUCCCUGACGGAGGAAGAGGCCACGCAGUUCCUCAAGCAGAUCCUGGAUGGGGUCCACUACUUGCAUUCCAAGCGCAUAGCGCACUUCGACCUGAAGCCCGAGAACAUCAUGCUGCUGGACAAGAACGUGCCAAACCCCCGCAUCAAACUCAUCGACUUCGGCAUUGCUCACAAGAUCGAAGCGGGGACUGAGUUCAAAAACAUCUUUGGGACCCCGGAGUUUGUAGCCCCUGAAAUAGUGAACUACGAGCCCCUGGGGCUGGAGGCUGACAUGUGGAGCAUCGGGGUCAUCACAUACAUUCUUCUCAGUGGUGCCUCUCCGUUCUUGGGUGAAACGAAGCAGGAGACCCUGACGAACAUCUCCGCCGUGAACUACGACUUUGACGAGGAGUAUUUCAGCAACACCAGCGAGCUGGCCAAGGACUUUAUCCGGCGCCUGCUCGUCAAAGAUCCCAAGAAGCGGAUGACAAUUGCCCAGAGCCUGGAGCAUCCCUGGAUUAAGGUAAAAAAAUCCAUAAACGUCCGCAACGAAGACAACGGCAAGAAGCCGGAGAGGCGGCGUCUCAAGACCACUCGGCUCAAGGAGUACACCAUCAAGUCCCACUCCAGCAUGCCCCCCAACAACACCUACAUCAACUUCGAGCGCUUCUCCAAGGUGCUGGAGGAGGUGGCUGCCGCUGAGGAGAGCCUCCGGGAGAUGGAGAGGAACAAGAAGUCCUUCCGGGAGGACAUCGAAGCCUUGCGCUCCAUCUACGAGGAGAAGGAGUCCUGGUACAAGGAGGAGAAUGAGAGCAUCCGCCAGGACCUGCGCCAGAUCCAGCAGGAGCUGCAGAAGACAGAGGCCCUGAAAAAGCAGACCCAGGAGGAGACCAAGAGCACCCUGCUGGUGGCCAACGGGCUCAAGCGGCGCUACCGGAAGCUGGAGAACCGCUAUGAGGCUCUGGCCAAGCAGGUGGCCUCGGAGAUGAAGUUCGUGCAGGAGCUGGUGUGGUCAAUGGAGCAGGAGAAGCUGCAGGGUGGAGAGGGGGACUGCAGCAUCCGCUAGCCUUCAUCCUCUGAGCUUGUGGGGCUGGGGAGGAGGACCCGGUGGUGGGGAGAAUACCUUUGCCAUGGCCGGUAUGGGGGAGACACCCAAUCUGUGCCCACUUGAGCGUCAUCUAUUCACUAGGAGCCCGAGAGGCUCGGCCUUAAUGGCAUAAAACCGGAGUAGACUGCAGCAGCGUUUAGUAUGCAGGUAUGACAGCCUGGACACUGCAACUCCCAUCAUGCAGUGCUUCUGAUCCAAACUGUAGUCUGCUGAGCCCACUGCAUGCUGGGACCUGUAGUCUUCCCCCCAAUUGCCCCACCAUAUUAAAGUAGAAGGCUGCCCUAUUUAUGGGCUGGUCUCCGGCCAGCCCCCUGUUUUGAGGGUAUAUUGGCAAUGGCCGCUUUUAAUUACUUGCGAGUGGGCCCAGUCCUUGUCCAAGGACUUGGGCUGUUUUUUACUCUGAAAUUAAUGAAAUCACUUGCUGAUCAUU
This is a messenger RNA of Chrysemys picta bellii (western painted turtle), 2050 nucleotides long. NCBI's taxonomy places the organism in Eukaryota, Metazoa, Chordata, Testudines, Emydidae. The record is from RefSeq and is a predicted model, not a curated record.